Molecule: messenger RNA, 3999 nt
Organism: Physella acuta
Lineage: Eukaryota; Metazoa; Mollusca; Gastropoda; Physidae
Product: BTB/POZ domain-containing protein 1
Biological process (GO): neurogenesis
Cellular component (GO): cytosol; P-body
Molecular function (GO): protein binding
Source: RefSeq, a predicted model, not a curated record
UACCAUAUUAGAUCUAGUACUUAAAAACACAAUAUGACCCAAUUUUUGUGAUUUUAUUUUUCAUUGAUGCAACAAAUAUGGAGUCUGGUGUAGAGUUAUAAUCUAGAUCUAAGAAACAGACAACAAUGGAUGGAGACAAAAGUAGAAAGGAAGGUCAAGCAAAAAACAAGCAGUGCUCUAACCAGAAAUCAAACCAAACGUCUAAUCAUCAGCCAACAAACCAUUCAUCUUCUCCACAAAGUGGUUCAAGUGACAACUCUCAACCAAGUUCACCGUUGCAAGAUUUUAACCAAAGAGCUAUUUUAACAUCUGGAGAAAUCCUAACAUCCCCCCAACCCAUUGUAACCCAGCGAGACCACAGACACUCCCUGAGUGGAAUUGGGACAGCUAAUGGCGCGGGAUCAGCUACCUCACCAGUCAAUGCUGUUGUAAAAGCCUCCAGCACCGGGACACUAGCAUCAUCAGCUCCCUUUCAUCUUCACAACAGCAAACGAGAGAAUAUGGUCUCUUCUACUGGAGGUGAUUUUCUUUCAAAUUUUCCGUCUUUAACUUGCAGCGGCCCAAGUCUGGGGAACUUUGGAACCCUGACCAGCUCCUGCAGUGCCAAUGCUGGUAAAACUGCUAAUGGUGGCUUUGAUGCAGACUUAUUUGCUAGUGGACACAUUUUCUUUCCCCCUCCUUCACCUGUAGGCUCAUCACCUCCACAAAAUCAGGGCCAGGUGAUCUAUAACUGGCAAGCCAGUAAGACUAGUGUUAAGGAACGUCUUGCAUAUCUGUAUAAUACAGAUACUAUGACAGAUAUACAAUUCAAGGUAGGGAAGCCUCCAGCCCACCAGAUCAUAUCUGCUCAUAAGUUUAUCUUAUCCAUUGGUAGUGCUGUCUUUGAUGCCCUUUUCAAUGGUCGCUUGGCAUCUACUGAUAGCAUAAUAGAGAUUCCAGAUGUGGAGCCUGCUGCCUUCUCAGCACUGCUGCGCUUCUUGUACACUGACGAAGUACAAAUUGGCCCUGAGACGGUCAUGACCACCCUGUACACUGCCAAGAAAUACGCUGUCCCUGCUCUUGAGCGAGCUUGUGUGGAAUUCUUGAAGCGUAAUUUGAGCCCUGAUAAUGCAUUUAUGUUACUAACCCAGGCACGUCUGUUUGAUGAGCCGCAGUUAGCUGCUCUGUGCCUAGAGACAAUAGACAAAAACACAACAGAAGCUCUGGCAGCGGAUGGUUUCACAGACAUUGAUUUGGAUACACUGUGCGUUGUUUUAGAAAGGGACACCCUGGGGAUCAGGGAAUGUAAACUCUUCUCUGCUGUUUGUAGGUGGGCAGAGGCUGAAUGUAUAAGACAGAACUUAAUUCCCCCUACCAGUGAAAACCAGCGCCAUGUCCUUUCGAGAGCCCUCCGCCUUAUUCGGUUUCCUCUUAUGACAGUUGAAGAAUUUGCCAUGGGAUCAGCACAGAGUGGGAUAUUGGAAGACAGAGAGGUGGUGGAGCUGUUCCUGUACUUCACAGUAAACCCAAAACCUAGCAUUAGUUUCCUUGAUGUGCCUAGGUGUUGCUUGACGGGCAAGGAACAGGUUGUUUCCAGAUUUUGUCAGAUAGAAAGUCGAUGGGGAUACAGCGGGACAAGCGAUAGGAUAAGGUUUAUGGUUAAUCGGAGAAUAUUUGUUGUUGGCUUUGGUCUCUAUGGUAGUAUUCAUGGUCCCACUGAAUAUGCUGUGAAUAUACAGAUCAUUCAUAUGGACUCAACCAAAGUAAUGGGAUCAAAUGAUCCGACUUUUCAAUGUGAUGGAACGACCUCCACUUUUAGAGUUAUGUUCAAAGAACCUGUUGAAAUUCUCCCUAACACCAGCUAUAUAGCUUGUGCUACGUUAAAGGGCCCAGAUUCGUACUAUGGUUCAAAAGGAUUAAGAAAAGUAACUCAUGAAUCUGUUUCUAGUGGAAAGGUGACUUUUCAGUUCACUUAUGCCGCUGGAAACAAUAAUGGUACUUCAGUGGAAGACGGGCAAAUACCCGAGAUUAUAUUUUACACAUGAAGGCAUGGUCUGAAAUUACGUCAGUAAAUAUUUAAAUAUUUUUAAGCAUAAACUAGGGAAGAUUCUUUUCAAAUUUAGUUUUCAAACUUACUUCUGGUAAUUUUUGGUUUGAGAAACCCAAUAAAUAAGCUUUUUUAGCUAAUACAUAUCAAAUGCAUUUAAUACUUUUUUUAUAUAUCGUACACUGCCAUUAAUUAUAUCAAUUACCAUGACUGCAUACUGUUGAUAUUGUAACUAUGUAAAAUUAUUUAACAAUUCCUUCUUUUUUUACUAUAAAAAAAAAAUCAAGUAAAAAAAUAUUAUGUAAAGUUAUUCAGAUAAAAGCUUUAGUAAUGAUUCUAAGAAAGGGCAUAUAAAAAAUACAGUAGUAAAAUAUUGAAUUGUAAUAUUUUGACAUUUUAAACCUAUUUGUGUAUCCAGUUUUUACUUCAGUAUUAUAUUUAUUUUGUGUUUUGUGAGUUGACUUCUCAACCCUAAUCCUUUGUUAUAGUAGAUAGCCAAAAUUGUGUUUUAUCAAGUGAUUCUCAUGCAGUCUCCAGACAAAAACACUUGAGAAACAGCACUGCAGUAGAUACACCAUUUCACACCUCCACCCUAGAAAAACACCACCACACCAAACAUUACCUCAGCAAACACCACCUCAACACCAAACUUGACAAACACCACCACAUAUCCCAGAGUUGUUUUUGUUUUAGCAGAAUAUAUAAAUUCCAUACGAGAUGCUGUGUGCAAAUAAUUACAAAAAAAUAUUCUACAUGCGUUCAUUCUAGUACUACUUUUUUGUUAGGUACACUCAUUCCUGAAUUUUUGUGUGCACAAUAAACUAUCUGCAGUGAUUAUCUUGAUUUAUUUAAGCAAUGGACUUAUAUAUUGUUUAUUACAACAGCUUAUUUGAUGUACAAUUAAUGCUUCUGUUGUAGGGAUCUAAUGAUAUGCUGUUGGUGAAAUGGGUUUUAAAGCUAUUCAUGACAGAAUUGACAGUGUACAUCUGUUAAGUACUAUGUUGUCAGAUUGAAAUAAAUACCAAUCUACUAAAGCAAAAUAAUAAGAUGACUAUCAAACACAAACUCGACUUCAUCUGCCUUAAGAUCUAGUCUGGAAGAUUUGAUCUGUUUAAAAAUAAACUACUUUUUUCCCUUCUACAAUCCUCAAUCGUGGUUUUUAUGUCCAGACAGUGGACAAUUAGUCGCUUUUUUGCUUUUAAAUAAAUGUCAAUCAUUUGUCUUAGCAGUGCAAGUUUAAAUAGUGAAGUACACAGCUGUAUUUUGAAACUGCAUUUUUAUAUGUACAUUUUAUUUUAUAUCAGUUUCCUUUUAUUAAACAAUUAAAAGUUAUUUAAAUUGAUAAAAAGCUAACAACUGUUGAAAACUAUUAGUGCUGUUUAAUCUAUACUCAUGUCCUUCACAAAUUACUUUGUUCGUGAAAGUAAAUGUAUCCAUACAUACCUACUGGCUCUGGCUUUAGUUAGAAAAUGUAUCUUUAUUGUUUUGUGAAUAAAAGUGCAUGUUUAUAUUUUUAGUUUGUAACUGAAGGGUCAUCUUGUUAAAUAAUAUCUGAAAUACAAAUUAUUAAAAUAUCUUUUCUGUAUUUGAGAAAGCUUGUUAAAUUAUUCAACGCAGUAUCAAGGCGAACAUGUUUAAAAUAAUUCAGUUGAUUUCUCCUAAUUUUAUUUAAUCGUCUACAAAUUGAAGACAGUAUCUGUGAUGGCACUGGUAAUGUUUGAACACAGCCAUGCUUAAUAUAUAUAAUUUAAAAAAUUUAAUUAGAAAGUUCAAAUGGAUGAGCUGCUGCCUUCAUAAAUAUACAUUUGUAAUAUAUAGCACCCCAGGUUUAAAUUACCUUAACAAAAGCCCUACAUAAUGUCUUUUUAGUAUACUUUUAACAGUUUGAUUUUAUGGCUGGUUAAAUCUUACUUAAUUCUCAGUGAAUUUAUCUGAAAAUUGUAACAUGCUGAAAAAAGAAAUUAAACAAUGCU